AAUUAUUCUCUGUUUACUCUGAUAUUUCGCUUUCACUGCAAUAUUACCGAGCGCUCUAGCCUCUACCAUUCAUUCUCUUCUCUCGCUAAGCAUCCCUACACUACAACUCUGACGGGGCCCCCGAAUGGGGGACGAGGCGUCAGCAGGAGAAAGUACGGAAGCCGUGGAGCGUCAGGAGGCAGACGACGAACUCAACAACCGCGGCAGCAACUCAGAAGACGUAAAUCUCGGUGUCAGUCUGGAGAACGACGAGCGAAAUCGACGCAGAAAGCGCAAAACGAGUCAGCCGCAGAGAUAUCGACCACAAAGCAGCGAAGAGGAGAUUCCCGUCGAAAAGAACCUCUACAUCGUCGUUGGCAGCGAAGAGGCGACGUCACUGGCUCGAUCUGAGUGUAAGGAGGAGAAGGUUGACACCGGAAAACGGUCGGAAUGUCUGAAAGAGACAAGAGCGGAGUUCGAAACGAAAGAUGAGACAUCGAAUGAGUCAGAGGAAUGCGUGGGUGGGGCUGGAGGUGGUAGAGAACAGGAGGUGGUGGCGAGUGAGGGAGACACUCAGUUGUCCUUGGAGCAUCAUUUGACGAAUAUGCGAGGAUUGGUGUACACCGACGAUGUACAGACUCCGAGUGUCGUUCGGAAGGAAGGCGGAUCGACGUCGACAACUGAGAAUGGACGGCGAAACGCGAACGAUUUGAAACCAUGGGAAAGCAGCACGUUGCCACGUACACCCGUGUUUCCAUAUCGAGUGCACGCGCCGAUAUACGUCCCCGAGCGUGUCAGUGAGCCCGUGUACAACUAUGUGAGAGCGAAUGUGACCGAUCGGGAUCGUGAGAUUCCGAGUUUGUUACAACCAGACGUGAAAACGUGUGAAAAUCUGGAAACGGAACGCAUUCGUUUGUCGCAGUGGGUAAGUCCGAGUCCGGUCGUGACGUCGAGUGGUUUCACGGUGGAAACAGCGGCGGUUACCAACACUGUGACUGCUGGCCGGGUGUAUUUGCCAUUGGCUAAAACAGGAGCUGUGGUGAUCACCGCAUAUCCCAAUGUGAUCACCACGUAUCCCAAUGUGAUCACCACGUAUCCCAAAGUGAUCGCCACGUAUCCCAGCACAGCAAUACAAUCACCGUCUGUCAUCCAGAGUAGCAAACCAAAGAGACGGUCGACGAAGGAGUAUAUGAGGGCUAAGAGAGCCGAUCCGAAUUUCCGUGCGGCCGAAGUGAAGUCGACGAGAGAGAGAAUGCAGCGUGCGAGACAAGAUCCUGCGUUUCGUGAAAAGGAGCGAGCGCGUCACCGUGAGCAACAGCGUGCACGCCGAUUAGACCCGGGGUAUGCCGCGAGGAUCAGAGAGAAACGAAAAGAAAGACACCAGAAGGCGAGACAACAACCCGACUAUCGACUCCGGGAACGAGAGCGGCAGCGAGAGUAUAUGAGAGCAAAACGAGCAAACCCUGAAUAUCGAAAGAAAGAGAGAGAACUGAAGCGACAAAAGAAGCGUCGUCUCUCCGACGACGGCGACCUCAAGGAAUCGAGUCCGAACGAGAACGUCCACGUCCGAUCGUCCACCGAACCAAUCAGUGGCACAGACAGCGACGAUUCCGUCAGUCAAUCGAAAGUGUAUUGGAGCGGACGAGAAAAUCGUAGCGAAUGGAUGGUGACGAGCCCUACAAACCAUUUGAUAUCAAACUUCAGUGACUCCACUAAUCAUGACUCCAGCUUGUCCACACAACCAGAAGUGCGACAAGAUAGCAACCUGGAUGCAUUCGGUUCGUCUGCGAGUAUCAACUACGUACGUUACGAUGACGGUAGAGAUGCUAGUGGUGGCCAAAUCGGCUCAAACUCGAGCUCGACAAUCACCUCGAGUCGUAGCGACUCGAGUGUUGUCUUCACCUCGACGUGUUCUCCGUACUUUAGGAAAGCGAACGAUUCGAGUCCUCAGGAGCAAAAGAUUGAGACGAAUGGAGAAGACGAACAAACACGAUGUGAGACGAAUGGUAACGAUAUGAUCAAAGAUGAGCGAAUCGGGUGCGACUCGGUGUCAAGCAUGAGAAAUGAGGAACACGAUGCCACAAAAUCGGAACUGGAGACGCAUUCACUCACUCCACCUAAUUCGGGUGCCAACAUUGAUGCCUGAUAUACGUACGUUGUUGUGUCGGCUAGAAGUGUGUAGCUGGUCGUGUUGUUGUGACGAGGAAUAUUUCCUUCGAUGCCCUAGAAACGAUGGGGUAGACCCUCUGCCUGUCAAGUCAGACAUACAACAUAAUUAGAUCACUUAAUAAAUAUACGAGUUUUGAUAUACAGUAA
Messenger RNA from Corticium candelabrum, 2295 nucleotides. RefSeq lists its product as uncharacterized. Lineage: Eukaryota; Metazoa; Porifera; Homoscleromorpha; Homosclerophorida; Plakinidae. The transcript has a single exon. Bases 125 to 2125 code for a protein of 666 amino acids. The record is from RefSeq and is a predicted model, not a curated record.